AUGUGGAGGAUUUGCGGCGUCACUAAAGUCGAGGCACUGUUCUCUGACGUCAUUGAUGACGAUUAUCAGCCGACAUGGCGGUUGUGGGGCGAGGAGCGAGUAGACGGGGCGAUUUAUACUGUUUAUUUGAAGAAAGUACGUUACCAUCGGCCCACGCGCUGCGCGUCCAGUGAGUCUGAUGACGAGAUCUCACAUUUGGAGUGGGAGACAGUUCGAGUUAGAUUUGUUAAAGCUGGUACUGUUGAUCGCCUCGUUGAGGCAUUGGCCACUGACGAUGGCGAGUUGGAGUCCACUUAUGUCAAUGUCUUUCUCGCUACAUACAGGUCAUUCGCGGAGUGCAGUAAAGUCCUCGACUUGUUACUCGGUCGAUAUGAAGCCCUCGCAGCCGACGACGUGCUUUCUACUGGGACGGAAAACUCACAGCAACAUAGAAAGACUCUGGUUGCGUGUCUCCAUGUCUGGCUGGACACGUAUCCUGAGGACUUUCGUCAAGCCCCGCACCACCCCGCGCUGCAGCAGCUCCUCACCUUCACUCAGAUACACCUACCUGGUUCUGAACUACAUUCGAAGGUGUUGCAGAAGCUAGCAAUAUUUAGUGCGGAACGAAAUGGAAGUGUCGGCGGUAGUGGCGUGUGCCUCGCUCCCGGCAUGCGUCUGCCAGCCCACCACACAACCUCAUACCGUCUGCCCCACGUGCCCCACCGACACUUCGCAGAACAACUCACCAGAAUGGACAUGGAGUUGUUCAAGAAGUUAGUCCCCCAUCAGUGCCUCGGCGCCAUCUGGUCCCGCCGAGACAAAGACCGUUCCCACGACGCAGCCACAGUGCUAGCUACGAUCAAUCAGUUCAAUGCCGUCUCUUUCCGUGUCAUAUCCACAGUUUUAGUCGAACCGAACCUCAAACCUCUAGAAAGAGCGGAUAUCCUAGCUGCGUGGUUAGAUAUCGCCAGAGAACUGAGAGUGCUUAAAAACUUUUCUUCCUUAAAGGCCAUAAUUUCGGGGCUGCAAAGCAACCCCGUGUACAGAUUAAGAAAAACCUGGGCGCUCCUAAACAAAGAAAAAGCGGAGCUGUUUGAAGAGUUAGCGAGAAUUUUUAGUGAAGAUAACAAUCGAUGGGCGCAAAGAGAACUCUUGAUGAGAGAAGGGACGGCGAAAUUUGCUGACACGGUUGGGGAAAAUGAUAAGCAAUUACAGAAGUUACUUCACGAGCGCGGAUCUCCUGGAGUCAGCCAUGGAACGAUACCAUAUCUGGGCACAUUUUUAACAGAUCUGACAAUGAUCGAUACAGCGAUUCCGGAUACCGUUGCAGAUGGAUUAAUUAAUUUUGACAAGAGACGAAAAGAGUUUGAGGUGCUCGCACAGAUCAAAUUGCUCCAAGGUGCAGCAAAUGCAUAUCACUUACCCACCGACCCCAUGUUUGAUCGCUGGUUUGAUUCUGUCAUAAUCUUAGAUGAUAGAGAAGCGUAUCAGCUUUCGUGUCAAAUAGAGCCUCAAACCAAUGCACCGAAAGAACGGCGCCCGAAGAAGAAUGAAAAUAAUAACGGCCAUAGGAAGAAUGAUUCGAUAGCCAGUACAAGUUCGAGUAACAGCUCUCAGUUUUACUGCGAAACAGAUGGUGUAGGGACGUGGAAAAGAGACAGCUUGGAGCGACGGUCUUCUCCUACGAGAUUGUCUCAUGGUUCCUCAUCAUCAUCCAUACCAUCUCUGGACGUGUCGUUGUCUAGUGCGAACAGUGGCCCGAAGCAACUCAACGGAAAAGUAGCCAACAGCCCUGCGCAUGCGACUCGAAAUGGGCCAGAUUUUUACAUAAUACGAGUGACAUAUGAGUCGGAUUGCGUUGAAACAGAGGGCGUGGUUUUAUACAAGUCGAUAAUGUUGAGUAAUAACGAGAGGACGCCACAAGUCAUAAGAAAUUCUAUGCUCAAGUUGAAUUUGGACGGUGAUCCUGAUGGAUAUACUUUGGCUCAAGUUUUGCCGGAAAGAGAAAUGGUGCUCCCAGCAAACGCGAACGUCUACUACGCCGUCAACACAGCGUAUAACCUAAACUUCAUCCUAAGACCUCGGAGACCAGAGACUGACGUAGUUGUUAAUGGUAAAACAAAGAACAAACGUGCUUGA
Pieris macdunnoughi is the source of this 2118-nucleotide messenger RNA. NCBI's taxonomy places the organism in Eukaryota, Metazoa, Arthropoda, Insecta, Lepidoptera, Pieridae. The record is from the annotation of a GenBank genome assembly.